Molecule: messenger RNA, 2189 nt
Organism: Gossypium raimondii (Peruvian cotton)
Lineage: Eukaryota; Viridiplantae; Streptophyta; Magnoliopsida; Malvales; Malvaceae
Product: putative DUF21 domain-containing protein At3g13070, chloroplastic
Exons: 14
Coding region: 188-2161 (657 amino acids)
Molecular function (GO): flavin adenine dinucleotide binding
Source: RefSeq, a predicted model, not a curated record
AGUUUCGUGAUUUCCGAAACUAACUUGCCAUCCCACUUGCAGCUAACUAGAAUCUUCCCUUCACCAAACGACUCUUCCUUUGAAACCUGAAAAUCCUUCUUCUUUUUUUUUUUUUUUCUUUUCUUUUUUUGCUUAAACAAGUUUCGAUCUUUUUUUUUUCAUUAUUGAUUUAUUCUUAUUGAUAAAAAUGGCACUUGAAUCCUCAAUUUUCAGCCGACCCACUUUCAUUUAUUCAACAAAGUCCUCAUCUUUCAUGUUUUUUAAUCGAAAUUUGAAGAACCAAUCAAAGUUUUUACCCAAAACCAAUCACUACCCAACUCCUGUUAUCUCCACCUGUUCAAAUCCCCAAGCUUUCAAAGCUUUUGGAAUCCCCAAAAAUGGUAGUUUUGGUCACGUGGGAUCGUUGAGGGAAGAAAAUGAAGGUGUGGGGAAUGAUCAAAAAUUGGUUUUGGUGAAAAGGGGUAUUUUGGUGGCAAUGGUUUGUGGUGUAUUGGUGUUUGGAUGCAAAAGAGUUUUUGCUGUAGAUGGAGUGGCUAAUGCUGGUUAUGGAGUUAUUGGGCAGUGCAUAUUGUUGUUGAGGAAUGCUUGGCCUAAGGCAUCUAUGAUUCUUAAAGUGUUUAAGGAACAAGGUCUGGUUUUGACCGCUCUUUUAGGUCUUUCAGCUUUCUUCUCGAUGGCAGAGACUGCUAUAACUACAUUAUGGCCUUGGAAGGUGCGUGAACUGGCUGAUAAAGACUCUGAAGAUGGUGUUUUUAAAAUGCUUUCCAGUGAUGUAACACGCUUUCUCACAACCAUUCUUAUUGGCACCACGGUGGUCAAUAUUGGAGCCACUGCUUUAGUCACAGAUGCUGCCACAGCUAUAUUUGGGGAAGCUGGUGUUACUGCAGCAACUGGAGUAAUGACCGUUGCCAUAUUGCUUCUCACUGAGAUUACUCCAAAGAGUAUAGCUGUUCACAAUCCCACAGAAGUUGCCAGAUUUGUGGUCAGGCCAGUGGCAUGGCUUUCUGUAAUACUAUAUCCGGUAGGAAGAGUUGUGACGUAUUUAUCGAUGGGAAUGCUCAAAAUUCUUGGUCUAAAAGGAAAGAGUGAACCUUAUGUUACUGAAGACGAAUUAAAGUUAAUGUUACGAGGCGCAGAGUUGAGUGGAGCAAUAGAGGAGGAGGAGCAGGAUAUGAUUGAAAAUGUAUUAGAGAUAAAAGAUACCCAUGUUAGAGAGGUGAUGACACCUCUUGUUGAUGUAGUUGCAAUUGAUGCAAGCUCAACUCUUGUUGAGUUCCACAAUUUGUGGUUGACUCAUCAAUAUUCAAGGGUGCCUGCUUUUGAGCAGCGUAUUGACAAUAUAGUAGGUAUUGCAUAUGCCAUGGAUCUUCUAGAUUAUGUUCCAAAGGGUGAACUGCUAGAAAGUACUACUGUGGGAGAUAUGGCUCACAAACCUGCAUACUUUGUGCCUGAUUCAAUGUCAGUCUGGAAUCUUCUUAGAGAGUUUCGAAUCAGGAAGGUUCAUAUGGCUGUUGUGCUUAAUGAAUAUGGUGGAACAGUCGGGAUAGUCACCUUAGAAGAUGUGGUUGAGGAGAUUGUUGGUGAAAUUUUCGAUGAAAAUGAUUCAAAAGAGGAGAUUCAGAAGAAAACUGGCUAUAUCGUAAUGCGGGCUGAGGGUAUCUUUGAUGUUGAUGCUAAUACAUCUAUUGAUCAACUUUCUGAAGAUCUAAAUAUCAAGAUGCCAGAGGAACAUCAAUACGAGACAGUGUCAGGUUUUGUAUGUGAGGCAUUUGGAUAUAUACCAAGGACAGGUGAGAGUGUCAAAGUAGAGCUUGAAAGGGGUAAUCAAGAAGAAGAAGAUGAGAAUUCCGAAGCUGCAUCUGAUCGGCAAGACCUGAAGGAAAGGCGUCAAAUAUAUAAACUCGAGAUAUUAGCAGGAAAUGCUCGAAAAGUAAGUGCCGUUCGAUUUGAACGAGUAAACAAUGAGGAAGCACUAUUAGAUGCCAUGUCAGUAACACCGAUGGUUCCAAAAAUCAUGAAGAAAUGGAGCAAGGAUGAAGACUCAAAUAAUGGUAAACACAAUGAAGAUACAUUUGAAAACAAGCAAGAGGAUAACCUCUUGGACGAUCAUUAUGUAAUUGCUGAUCACAAAGACGAUAAUGAGAGCUCCAAUGGACAGUAAUCAUAUUAUACUAAUUGUUUUUUGUUUU